Messenger RNA from Alnus glutinosa, 2574 nucleotides. RefSeq names its product phosphate transporter PHO1 homolog 3-like. Gene Ontology annotation, biological process: phosphate ion transport; cellular response to phosphate starvation. Gene Ontology annotation, cellular component: cytoplasm; trans-Golgi network; Golgi apparatus. The record is from RefSeq and is a predicted model, not a curated record. The transcript has 13 exons. Gene Ontology annotation, molecular function: inositol hexakisphosphate binding. The coding region runs from base 55 to 2406 and encodes 783 amino acids. NCBI's taxonomy places the organism in Eukaryota, Viridiplantae, Streptophyta, Magnoliopsida, Fagales, Betulaceae.
UCAAAAAACUAUCCAGCAUCCCACUGUUUUACUGCACUUAGAGGCUAGAAAAACAUGAAAUUUGGGAAGGAAUUCACGGCACAAAUGGUGCCGGAAUGGCAAGAAGCAUACAUGGAUUAUAAUUAUCUCAAAACCCUUUUGAAAGAAAUCCAACGCUUCAAGCAAAGAAACCGGCCACCAGCCACACCGGCCGGCCUAAAGCAAAAGGCCACACUUUACAGAGCUUUUAGUGGCCUGACACAAAGAUACAACCAACCCAAGAGCCCCAGCCCAUCCACCCCUGAUCAUGACAUUGAAACCCAAGCCAUUCUGGUUAAAUCCGUGAACCGGGAUGGCUCCCAAAGCUGUCAGACUACGUUUCUCAUGGCCGCUGAAGAUGGCGGAGAAUAUGAGUUAGUUUACUUCAGGAGGCUGGAUGAUGAAUUCAAUAAAGUGGACAAGUUUUACAGGUCCAUGGUAGAGGAGGUGAUGAAGGAAGCGGCGACGCUGAAUAAGCAAAUGGAUGCUUUGAUUGCUUUUCGAAUCAAAGUGGAGAAUCCUCGAGGUGGGUUUGACUGGUCAGUGGAGAUGACUCGUCUCGCUUCAGAUGUUGCAGCUUCAACAGCUGCGUUGUCGGCUUCUACACCAAGUGGAGCCAGAGCAAGAAGAGUUGCCAUGGGCAUGGAUGUGAUUGAAGAGAGUGGGCCGAGCAGCCGUGGACAAUCAGAUGAAUCGAGUGACGAAAAAGAUGUCAAGUCUUUGAAGCCGCCGAACAACAUCAGGGCCACUAGACCGGCUCCACUUGAAGUACUUAAGCAUGUGAAGAUGAACAACACUCUGGAGACUCCUCGCUCAACCAUUAAAGGAUUCCUCAAUUACCCUAUGCAGACAGAGCUGAAAUUCAGCAGGGAAAAUCUCAAGAAAGUCGAAGAAAAACUUAAGCUGGCUUUUGUUGAAUUUUACCAGAAGCUUCGGCUUCUAAGGAGCUAUAGCUUCUUGAAUACACUGGCAUUUUCAAAGAUCAUGAAGAAAUAUGAUAAGAUCACUUCAAGGCAUGCAGCAAAAUCUUACAUGAAAAUGGUGGAUAACUCCUUCCUUGGCAGCUCUGAUGAGGUCACCAAGCUUAUGGAAAGGGUUGAAGCUACAUUCAUCAAGCAUUUCUCCAACUCUAACCGCACUAAAGCCAUCAACAUCUUAAGACCCAAGGCAAAGAGAGACAAACAUAGGAUAACAUUUUCCAUGGGUUUUUUUGCUGGGUGCACAGCAGCUCUGAUAGUAGCUCUUGUUUUGAUCAUACGUGCCCGCGGUAUCAUGAAUAUGGAGGGGGGCACCCAGUACAUGGAGAACAUGUUUCCCCUUUACAGCUUGUUUGGGUUUAUAGUUCUGCACAUGCUGAUGUACGCCGCAAAUAUAUACUUCUGGAGGCGGUACCGAGUCAAUUAUUCAUUCAUAUUUGGAUUCAAGGAAGGAACCGAGGUGGGCUACCUUGAAGUUCUUCUCCUCAGUUUUGGUCUUGCGGCGCUUGCACUCGCCAGCGUGCUCUCAAACCUUGACAUGCAUUCGCCACAUUACAAUGCCUUCACUGAGCUUUUACCUCUCAACUUGGUUUUUCUUGUGCUUAUCAUAUUUUUCUGCCCAUUCAACAUAAUGUAUCGCACAGGUCGUUUCUUCUUCCUCACAUGUCUCUUCCACUGUAUCUGUGCUCCUUUGUACAAGGUCACACUCCCAGAUUUCUUCUUGGCAGAUCAGUUGACUAGCCAGGUGCAAGCCCUUAGAAGUCUUGAGUUCUACAUUUGCUACUAUGGUUGGGGAGACUACAAACAUAGACACAACACUUGCAAAAAAAGCACCGUAUUCAAAACUUUCUGUUUCAUUGUUGCUGUGAUUCCAUACUGGUCUCGACUCCUUCAGUGCAUCCGUCGCCUGUAUGAAGAGAGAGAUUCUAUGCAGGGAUAUAACGGGCUGAAAUAUUUUCUGACAAUUGUGGCUGUUUGCAUGAGGACAGCUUACAGUCUUAACAAGGGAUUGGGUUGGAGAGCUUUAGCCUGGAUUUUCUCAGCCGGUGCAGCAAUUGUUAGUACGUACUGGGACCUCUGUAUUGACUGGGGGCUUCUUCAACGGCAAUCGAAGAACCGCUGGUUGAGAGACAAGCUCCUAAUACCUCACAAAAGUGUAUAUUUUGGAGCCAUGGUGUUGAAUGUUUUACUGAGGUUUGCUUGGUUGCAAACUGUAGUGGAGUUGAAGGUGUCUUUCUUACAUACAGAGUCCUUAAUCACCAUUGUAGCCAGCCUAGAGAUCAUUCGUCGUGGGAUAUGGAAUUUCUUCAGGUUGGAGAAUGAGCAUUUGACUAAUGUUGGCAAGUACCGAGCAUUCAAGUCUGUACCGCUACCCUUCAACUAUGAUGAAGACGACGACAAGGAUGAGUAGGCUGUCGCGGACUGCAUUUAGAAGAAAAAAAAGGGGCAAACACUACUUAUCUCAAGGUUGUAGCACCAAGUGUACUAAUGAUUUGUUCAAUUUGAAAAAGCAAAUAAAAGCUUUUCUCUAGGGAUCUAAAUGACAAUUUGUUUUCAAUAAACAAGCCAAUGAUCAUAA